This is a messenger RNA of Aspergillus chevalieri, 1410 nucleotides long. RefSeq names its product putative ubiquitin conjugating enzyme E2. The transcript is spliced from 3 exons. NCBI's taxonomy places the organism in Eukaryota, Fungi, Ascomycota, Eurotiomycetes, Eurotiales, Aspergillaceae. The record is from RefSeq and is a predicted model, not a curated record. Bases 1 to 1410 code for a protein of 469 amino acids.
AUGCCCUCAGCCUUCCGCCGUCUCGCAGCAGACCACCACUCCCUCCACGACGAGCUCCCCCCAAACUACCUCUUUCCACCCGACGACUCCUCCGACGACCUAACCCAACUCUCCAUCCUCCUCGCUGGCCCCCAGGGCACACCGUAUAUGCGGGGAUUAUGGCGAUUACAUCUGAAAAUACCAGAGGAUUACCCUAAGAGUCCGCCAAAGGCAACGUUCCGGACGAGGAUCUGGCAUCCGAAUGUAGAGGAGACGACGGGGGCGGUCUGUGUGGAUACGCUGAAGAGGGAUUGGAAGCCGGAGUUGACAUUGAGGGAUGUUUUGAUUACGAUAUCGUGUUUGCUGAUUUAUCCGAAUCCGGACUCUGCGCUGAAUUCGGCGGCUGGCGCGCUGCAGCAAGAAGACUAUGAGGCCUUUGCGCGCCAGGCUAAGGUCAUGACAUCGAUACACGCGCCGGUUCCCGCGGAUAUGAAAAAUGCAGUGAUGGAGGCGAAAUUAAGAGGCGAGGAUGCCGGGACAGUCAUUCAAGAACAACAAGAGGAUUCGCGCGCACUGCGCUCACGAAAAGGGACAAAGGUGCAAUCCGUGACGAUGAAAAGGAAGGGCAACACUCCACAACCGCAACCAACACAACCCUUACCAGCCCCGACCACCGACCAAGACGAAAUCAUGACAUCCUCCGACGCCGAAAAUGAAAACGACGAAAACAACACCUCCACCGCCAGCAAAGAAAACGACCCCUCCCUCUCCCCCAUCAAAUUCGCACCCCCAAGUCCGCGCAAAAACGUCCACGGCAAACGCCCCCUCUCGGUCCUCACAAUGCCCUUAGACCACGCCCACACCCCCUUUAACGACCAACCCUCGCCCCCAACAACAAUAAUGGACACAGACGAAGACGGAAAUGGCAUGAUGAUGACUGCAUCGGAGAAAAACAUCGCCGCCAACCAUCAAGACUCAAUAUCAGAAGAAGACGAAAACCGGGGAGACGCGUCUUCGCGACGAAAAUCACCCAAACUUUCCACCCUAAACAAAGGCGUGAAUACCUCGGGCCGCAUCCGCGACGACAUCUUCGAAGAUACACCCCCAACACCAUCAACAAACCACCGCUGUACCAAAACAACCGGGAAAGAGAACCACGACUACGAUACCGUCGCUGAUACGAACAAGGAUCUUGGUAAAGCGGCGCGGAGGAAUUAUUACAGCGGCGCUAAUGCGGCUACGAACCCUAAUCCUAACACCCAUCCUAUUCCUACAUUAUCAUCUGCCUCUUCGUCUGGGUCUGCUUCUCUUUCUGUUUCCCCGGCUACCGCUCCGACCAGAUUGAAGGGGGCCAAGGCUAAAGGUGCUACGCGGUCCGUCUCCGGGACUAGGAAGGUGUCUAAGCCGCGGAUCGGACUUCGAAGAUUAUAA